Messenger RNA from Arachis duranensis, 2517 nucleotides. RefSeq names its product polyadenylate-binding protein 2-like. The transcript has 8 exons. Lineage: Eukaryota; Viridiplantae; Streptophyta; Magnoliopsida; Fabales; Fabaceae. The record is from RefSeq and is a predicted model, not a curated record. Gene Ontology annotation, cellular component: ribonucleoprotein complex. Gene Ontology annotation, molecular function: RNA binding.
GCAGCUCACUCUGCCCUCCCCUUUUCCAAACCUUUCCGAAUUCCCCCAAAAAAAAAAAACAAAAAAAAUAAAAAACCCCAAAAAACAAUAACCUAACUCGGUUUCUUCGCCGCCGUCAAUCUCCCUACGCCACCGCUUCCGUUCCGAUAUCCGGCGGCCCUAUCCUUACCCUAGUCAACCCUACUACCAUAUCCAAAAUCCAAAAAACAGAAAAUUAUUACAGAGAAUCAGUCUUGAAUUGUUAGGGUUAUUAGUUAUUAAUUCUUUUAAAUUUUUUGAUUUGUCCGAGUUUGAUCUGAGGUGAUGGCGCAGAUUCAGGUGCAGCACCAGAGCGCGGUUUCGGCUCCACCGCAGAACGGCGUCGCAGCCGCUCCUUCGCCGCCACUGCCGGUGGGUGCUGCGAAUGGGACGAACCAGUUUGUUACGACGUCGUUGUACGUCGGGGAUCUAGACCCUGAGGUUGACGAGAGGCACCUCUACGAUUUGUUCAACCAGGUCGGGCAAGUGGUCUCGGUUCGUGUCUGCAGUGAUUUGACCACUCGCCGAUCGCUCGGUUACGGUUACGUUAAUUACAGUAACCCUCAGGAUGCUGCACGAGCAAUAGAUGUACUGAAUUUCACUCCACUGAACAACAAGCCCAUUAGGAUCAUGUAUUCUUAUCGGGAUCCUAGCAUUCGCAAGAGUGGGACUGGAAACAUUUUUAUCAAGAAUUUGGAUAAAGCAAUUGAUCACAAAGCUUUACAUGAUACUUUUUCUUCUUUUGGACAUAUUCUUUCUUGCAAAAUAGCGACUGAUGCUUCUGGCCAGUCAAAAGGCUAUGGUUUUGUUCAAUUCGACACCGAGGAGUCUGCACAGAAUGCAAUCGAUAAGUUAAAUGGCAUGCUGAUCAAUGAUAAGCAGGUCUACGUGGGUCAUUUCUUACGUAAGCAAGAUAGAGAUAAUGCUUUGGGUAAGACGACAUUCAAUAAUGUGUAUGUGAAAAACCUGUCUGAGUCGGUGACAGAUGAUGACUUGAAGAAAAUUUUUGGAGAGUAUGGGACGAUCACUAGUGCUGUAGUAAUGAGAGAUGCAUAUGGUAGAUCAAAGUGUUUUGGGUUUGUUAAUUUUGAAAACCCAGAAGAUGCUGCCAAAGCUGUUGAGUCACUCAAUGGAAAGAAAAUUGAUGACAAGGAGUGGUAUGUUGGAAAAGCCCAGAAAAAAUCUGAGCGAGAGAAUGAGCUGAGAAGACGGUUUGAGCAAACUGUUAAAGAAUCUGUUGAUAAAUACCAAGGUGUGAACUUGUAUCUCAAGAACUUGGAUGAUACCAUCAAUGAUGAAAAGCUAAGAGAACUCUUCUCUGAGUUUGGUUCAAUAACCUCUUGCAAGGUUAUGCGCGAUCCAAAUGGAAUCAGUAGAGGAUCAGGAUUUGUUGCAUUUUCAACUCCUGAGGAAGCAUCUCGAGCUCUUACGGAGAUGAAUGGUAAAAUGAUUGCUGGGAAGCCUCUGUACGUUGCCCUUGCUCAGAGAAAGGAAGAGAGAAGAGCUAGGUUACAGGCACAAUUUUCACAAAUGAGGCCUGUUGCGAUGACACCUUCUGUUGCACCACGGAUGCCACUUUAUCCUCCUGGUGCUCCUGGUUUAGGGCAGCAAUUUAUGUACGGGCAAGGACCCCCAGCCAUGAUUCCCCCACAGGCUGGAUUUGGCUACCAGCAGCAACUUGUUCCUGGGAUGAGGCCUGGUGGUGCUCCAAUGCCUUUAGCUGAACUAAACAAGUUUUUCUAAAACAAGCUUGCUGUUUUAUAAAACUUACUUUUCUCUAUCAAUUUGUUUCCUCAGUUGCUUCCAAGGGGACGCUAUAUGCGUUACCCUCCUGGGGGUCGCAAUAUGCAAGAUGUUCCACUCCCAGGGGUUGCCGGAGGAAUGUUGUCAGUCCCCUAUGACAUAGGUGGUCUUCCAAUCCGCGAUGGUGUAGGGCAGCCAGUUGGAAUUCAGGCCUUGGCUACUGCUCUUGCAAAUGCUCCUCCCGAACAGCAGAGGACUAUGCUUGGUGAAGCUUUGUACCCGCUAGUGGACCAGCUGGAGCAUGAUGCAGCUGCUAAAGUUACAGGCAUGCUAUUGGAGAUGGAUCAGCCAGAGGUAUUACACCUGAUUGAAUCACCAGAUGCUCUCAAGGCAAAAGUUGCCGAGGCAAUGGAUGUGUUGAGAAAUGUUUCUCAACAAGCCAACACCCCUGCCGAUCAACUCGCCUCACUCUCCUUGAAUGAGAAUCUUGUCUCUUAGAUUUUUUUAAUUCAGUUUACUUUAGGCAAUAAACCCUACACUGGUCAUCACUAUCUGCUUUUGUUCCAGUUUUAAGGUCUUAGAUUGGUGAUUUCGGUCAGUACUAAGGAAGCUUUUCAUGUUCUUUGCAGUUUUUUGUUUCUAGGAUUAGCAAACUUGCUGGAUUAUUUAGUUUUGUUGUCUUGUUUGUGGAUUUAUAUUUAUAUCAGUUGUACUGGAUUGUUUGAAAGUGUUGUGUUAAUUUUUGUUUCCGAUUAA